AUGACAAAGUUCUUCCAGCACAUCCUAGCCUUGGCAUUUGCAGUUAAUGAAAUCAAUGAAGAUCCUAAGAUCUUGCCCAAUGUCACUCUUGGCUUCCAUAUCUAUGACAGCUGUUCUAGUGCCAAGCUGACCUAUCGAGUCAUUCUGGACCUGCUCUUCAAAUCACAGGCAUUUAUCCCAAACUACAGGUGUGGCAUCCAGAGCCAUCUCAUUGGAGUUAUUGGAGGUUUUGAUUCUGAAAUUUCCUCAUGUGUGGCAGACAUCUUAGGUCUCUACAAGACUCCACAGGUUUCUUAUGGUUCAUUUCAACCAAGAAUGAGUGAUCAAACGGAUGUCCCUUUCUUUUAUCGCAUGGUCCCUAAUGAAGAUCUUCAGAAUUGGGGAAUUGUCCAAUUACUUCUGCAUUUUGGAUGGAAAUGGGUGCCUCCUUCCUCUCUCUGCAAUGAUAAGUGUUAUCUCGGCUACAGAAAGAAAAAGAAGGAGGGGGAGACAUUCUGUUGCUACGAUUGUGAGCCAUGUCCCAAAGGGAAGGUUGCAAACCAGACAGAUAUGAAUGACUGCAUCAGCUGCUCAGAAGAGGAAUAUCCAAACCAGGGAAGAGAUGGUUGCAUUCCCAAAGUUCAAAGCUUCCUUUCCAUUGACGAAUCUUUGGGCAUCAUUUUAGCUUUUUUGUCUCUUUUCCUAUCUCUGGUGACAGCAUUAGUACUUGUAGUCUUUCUCAAGCAACGGCACACCCCCAUUGUCAAAGCCAACAACCAAACCCUGAGCUACUCGCUCCUCACAUCUCUGUGUCUUUGCUUCCUUAGCUCUUUGCUAUUCCUUGGGAAGCCCAAUAAGACGACUUGUCUUCUUCGACAAACAGCAUUUGGCAUUCUCUUCUCCACUGCUGUGUCUUCUGUUUUGGCCAAAACCCUUGUCGUGGUUGUGGCUUUCAUGGCUUCCAAGCCAGGAAACAUUUUCCACAAAUGGGUGGGGAGAAGGUUGGCACAUUCUGUUCUUUGGGGCUGUUCCCUUGUCCAGGUAGGCAUUUGUGCUGCUUGGCUGGCAACGUCUCCUCCCUUCCCAGACUCCAACAAGCAUUUGAUCAUGGAAGAAAUUGUGGUGGAAUGUAAUGAAGGGUCAGUUGCCAUGUUUUACUGUGUCUUGGGCUACAUGGGCUUUCUCUCUCUCGUCAGCUUCACAGUGGCCUUCCUAGCCAGGAAAUUGCCUGACGGUUUCAAUGAAGCCAAGUUCAUCACCUUCAGCAUGUUGGUCUUUUGCAGCGUUUGGGUCUCCUUUGUCCCAACUUACCUGAGCACCAAAGGAAAAUUUAUGGUAGUUGUGGAAGUCUUUUCCAUUUUGUCCUCUGGUGCAGGGUUACUGGGCUGCAUCUUCUUCCCCAAAUGCUACAUUAUAUUGUUGAGGUCCGAUUUGAACAACAGGAAACAACUUGUAAGGAGGAGAAAUGAUUAUAAUACAGGUUAA
Messenger RNA from Sceloporus undulatus (fence lizard), 1464 nucleotides. RefSeq names its product vomeronasal type-2 receptor 26-like. The transcript has 4 exons. Gene Ontology annotation, cellular component: membrane. Gene Ontology annotation, biological process: G protein-coupled receptor signaling pathway. The record is from RefSeq and is a predicted model, not a curated record. Gene Ontology annotation, molecular function: G protein-coupled receptor activity. Bases 1 to 1464 code for a protein of 487 amino acids. Lineage: Eukaryota; Metazoa; Chordata; Lepidosauria; Squamata; Phrynosomatidae.